Messenger RNA from Rhagoletis zephyria (snowberry fruit fly), 702 nucleotides. RefSeq names its product piggyBac transposable element-derived protein 3-like. Lineage: Eukaryota; Metazoa; Arthropoda; Insecta; Diptera; Tephritidae. The record is from RefSeq and is a predicted model, not a curated record.
AUGAGAAGUCGUUUCAGACAGUAUAUGCCAAAGAAGCCACAUAAAUGGGGUAUGAAGCUCUUUGUACUAUGUGAUUCCAGUGGCUUUUCAUAUCGUUUUGAGGUAUAUAACGGUGCGGGUGAUAAUAUAGUUCCAGCUGGAUAUCCUGAUCUAGGCGCAACUUCAAAUGUGGUCGCUCGUCUUUCAACAACAGUUCCAAAGUUCAUGAAUCACAUAAUUUACUUUGACAACUAUUACACAUCUAUACCUCUAGCUGUACUGUUACGAUCACAAGGAAUCCUUUGUCUUGGUACUGUAAAACGAGAUCGUAUACCGAAUUGUAAACUUCCAGCUNGAAUCCUUUGUCUUGUUACUGUAAAACGAGAUCGUAUACCGAAUUGUAAACUUCCAGCUAAUGCAGAUACAAAGAUGAGACGAGGUGAAUCAAUGGAAUUUGUGGGUUCUGCUCAUGGAGUGGAAAUCACAACAGUUCAAUGGAAGGACAACAAAAACGUUCGCUUGUUGUCAUCUUACGUCGGCAUUAAACCACUUUUAAGCAAUGACAAUUCCCCUAUUGCGGAUAAAGCUGUUCGUUAUGAUCGUAAAAACAAAAAGUACAUAGAAAUUGAUUGCCCUCAAAUUAUCAAAGGGAUGGGUUUCAAUCAUAUCCUAAGUAUUUUGUUCUAUGUAUUGAACAAAUCUUUUGAUUUCCAUAUUAUUUAA